Messenger RNA from Zeugodacus cucurbitae (melon fly), 934 nucleotides. RefSeq names its product collagen alpha-1(I) chain-like. Lineage: Eukaryota; Metazoa; Arthropoda; Insecta; Diptera; Tephritidae. Bases 1 to 900 code for a protein of 299 amino acids. The record is from RefSeq and is a predicted model, not a curated record. The transcript has 2 exons.
AUGAAGUUAGUUCUUUGCACAUUUAUAUAUAUUUUUUACACAUUAUGGGUAAGGAGCGUCAGUGCCGUGGGGAAGAAUGUUGCUUUAGAUAAGGAGACUGGCAGAUUUAUCGGAGCAUCUUCCUCGCAAGCACAACUUGUACCUAUACCGUAUUCGGGUCAUUCCGGUCACUGUCAUUGUCCUCCUGGACCACCAGGGCCACCUGGGCCAGCAGGACCACCCGGUCAUCCGGGUCAUAAAGGACAUGAUGGUAAACCUGGAAUACCUGGUUUUCCGGGUAAGAAAGGACAUCCCGGUCCCAAAGGCGAUAAAGGUGAUCCCGGUCCAAGAGGUCAUGGGGGACGUGAUGGGUAUCCUGGAUUACCAGGGCCAAUGGGCCCACCUGGACGCCACGGCUAUAGCCAUAGAGGUUAUGAUCAUCACCACCAUGACCGUGGGCCUUCACAGCCAAUUAUAAUACCCGUACCUCCUUCCGACAAUUAUCGUCGACCUUACUAUCCAUAUUACCCACCAUAUACACAAUAUCCUGGUUGGCCAUACUGGAACGCAACUAACUAUAAUAAUAUUGAUAUCGAUAAUAGAAAUGACAACGAUAUUAGAAAUGAUAUUGAUAUUAAUAUUUAUCGACCAGUGAAUACUGGUCGACACUUUACUGAAGAUUUGAAACCAAAUGAAAGUGAAGAAGAAGAAACCUUUAAUGAUGUAAGAGAAACUACAAACAAUUCGCUGGAGGAAGAUGACAGAGAAGGAGGGAAAGGUGCUGAAGAAGAACUAUACGAUGCUGAUUCCAAAUAUGACGAUAGCAACCACGAAGAUGAUGAUCCAAUUGGUCGAUCGACGCAUAGCCAAAUCCCAAUGGAUUUCAAGCAUACUCUUAGAUUAAUUAGACUUUCCCAUUAAAUAAAAUCGUUGUUACUUUUAAAAAUGCUUCUGA